UUUAUUCCUACGUGAGCAGACCCACUACACUUCUUGCAUAUAAACAGUAAAAAUCACAAUAUAAAGGACUUAUUAUUCCUUCUUUUGGAGUAAUUCUGCUGCUGGUCAAAGCCUGGCUCCUUGUGGAAGAAACGGGGGACUCCUCUGCAGGUAAUUCCACUGCUCCAAGGCACUCCUCACCUGCUUGCAAAGACUUCCUUGGCUCAGACUCAACCUGCAAGGCAAGCAAACGCCCAUCGUCCCAGAGGCUGCAGACAUGGCUCGCUCUGCCAACAUGUGAACUUCAGCCAAGACACCACAGCAAGGACUCUGUCCUCUGAUCUCGGAUGCCUCAACCAUGUCCUGGUCACACACCACUUGGUUUUGUGAAGCUAUUUAGGAAGAUAAGCUUCCCUCUCUAAAGAAAAGGGAAAGAGCAUGAAAGAAAACAAUGGCCCCAGAGGAGGAAUUUGUGAUUGACACAAAUGGGGAAGCUCCCUUAGGAGCAUCAUGUAUCAUCAAAGCAGCAAACCCCCGGGUCAUUCAUUUCUCCACCUAUUUACAUACUAUGGAAAGAAGAUGUGUUUGAAUUUCCUGUGGUUUUACACUGGAAAUUGAUGUUUCAAGAAAGGAAGCUGUAUGUUCUAGACACAGCAGGCUUCUUUGGGAAUUCACACAUCGGGAGUCUGGCACUAUCCCCUAAAUGGUACUUUUGUUGUCUUUUCAUUCAAGAUAGCCAGAUUCUUUCAAGAUCAGAACUGCCUGCUGGCCUCCCUUGAUAAAUGGCCCAUCAGCUCUCUCAAUAGAUAAAAUGUGUAAUAGUUAGCCUAACUUAUUAUUUAUCUAAGUAGCAAUUAUGACUGAGAUGACAUAAUAUUUUAACUGCAGGAGAAGCAUUACAGAUAGCUCCUAUGCAGAUUCUGGAGGCUGGAAAUGGCCAAGAGGGCAUCCUGUACUCAGAGGAAAGAGAGGACCACCCCAUCCUAGCUGGCAGUUCUGUGUGUCAGAGAUGCCAUUAUUAGAUGCUGCACCAGACCUAAGGGAGAUGUGCCCCAGAGAAGCAUAUGGUCCCAAUCCUUUCCACUGAGGCUCAAUGGCCCAGCAAAAUAUGAAAGUGAGACCUGUGCUCCUCAAGCGUAAUAGUCUAGAUUCAGUGGAGUUUGUGAAACAGACUCACCACCGCAGGAGCAAAUCCCAGCAAGUGAGAUUCAAAGAAGAUGGGACCACAAAGAAUCCAACUGGCCUGACAGAGGUUGAUGUCCACACUCCUGAAGACCCGGUGGUGAUGGGGAAAACUCCAGUGUCCCGGCACCAUCAUCCCCCCACCUACUCACUCUCCUUCCCUAGGUCCCAGAAGGCAGGGGGCUUUCGGAACAUUGCAAUCCAAACCUCCCCCAGUCUCAGGAAGCAUUUCCCAGUUUUCAAAAGGAAGAAACUCACGGCCAGCAAGUCCCUGGUGGAAAUGCCAAUAGCAUCCCCAAGUGCCAUCCAGGUCAAUGGCAACUUCUCUGAACAGGACAUCGUCUCCUCCAACCUUGCCUACUUGAGGUUGGCUCAGCAUCUUGAGGAUGGGCCUCAAAGGCUCAAGGUGGCCCACUCAUUUCUCCCCGGGGUAUCCAAGGUGCAGAGCAAUGGGCCUGUUAGCAUAUGCUGGGAAGCAGGAACCUGGAGGUCCUCCGAGAAAGCAACAGCUGCCAUUCAGGUCCCAGAUGAUAUUUAUCACAGUCCUUCCUGGGACUCUAGAGAGCCUGCUUACAGUCCAGACAGGUCGGCUGAAAGAAGCAAGGCUAUACACCCUUUGGUUGACACAUGUCCAGGUGAUGGGAGAAUGGUGACUCCACCAGAUUCAGAAAGGUCCCCCUCCUGCUCAAAUGCUACCAGUGGUGCCAACCACAUGCCAGGCACAGAGAAACUUAAAUCUGAAUUGCUUUUGCCCAAAGAUAACCCUGAUGACAAAGGCUUUUGCCCACUGUCGUCUCAGUCAAAGGAAACAUCCAUUCCCUCACCUCCACGGACUCACAGCUGCCCCUCGCCAGGCUCCCACACCCAGCCAGCCCACCCAGCAAAAGCCCCAGACUAUCCUUUAUCGGACAAUCACCAGAAUCUGGUGUCCGUCAAAACCAAAAGUGUAUCCAAAUCUGCCCCCAGGUGUCAAGAGCAGAUGGCAAAGGACCCCACCCAGUCAGAUGCCCCAGAGUUUCCAAAUUGUCCAGGAAGCAGUCCCCUCCCACCCUCCCUUCCCAGCAACGAGACCAAACUUCAGAGCAACAGGGAGAUUAGUGGCAUUAAUCAAAUUCACCUGGCUCGGGGUGAACUCUGCGACCUCCAAGGCCGGCUGCAAUCUGUGGAGGAAUCUCUGCACUCGAACCAAGAGAAAAUUAAAGUCCUUUUGAAUGUAAUUCAAGACUUGGAGAAAGCUCGAGCUCUCACUGAAGGACGCAACUUUUAUCGAACUGGCCAAGACCUCAACAACUGCAGUACCUGCCAGAACACGGCGUGCAUCAUAUACAGCGUAGAGUAUGAUUUUCGGCAGCAGGAAGGCAGGUUCCAUGAAGUUCUGCAGAGUCUGGAGGAAGCUGAGCCAGCUGAAGAGGCAUCUCCCCCACCAAAGUCCCCAGCAGAGCCACCGGUCCCAGAAAAACAGGACUUAAGGCGGAAAACCAAGAAAGUGAAGAAGAAAUGCUUCUGGUGGAUCUGAGCUCCUUGGGACCAGCUCCUGCACCCUCCCCUUGGAUCUCCCUGAGAAGGGGAACCCACCUCCCUGAAGGUCUCCUCUGCUCCUUUGCAAAGGCCCUGGGCUGUGAGCCCCUUGACCUGGGAAGCAGGAGAGCCGUGGAGCCGGUUUAGUCACUGCUGGACACCUGACCACCAUCCUUCCUUGAGUGCGUGCUACUGCUUGCUGAGGACUUCGUGGACACUUGAGUGACCACUUGCUAAGUUCUCUGAACCAUGUGGCUAGGCCUCAUCCUGGUUUGCAAGUCUAGAAUCCCACCAUGAGCAAAACCCCUACUGUACCUUUCAACCCCUCUGUGAUGCCAAGCACUUCCUUCCCAUCCUGGGUUCAUCAACCCAAAAGAAAAAAGAAACUGUUGUGUGGAGCUAGAAGAUAGAGGAAGGUUCUAAGCAGAUAACCCAGAACAAAUUAGAUGAAUAAACUGGCAGUUUUCUAAGAUAUCAGUGUAUACAAGCACAACAGAGUGGGCGGGCAUAAGAAUGCAAGAUCACCCUGGUAUGUGAGGGUCGCUGCCAUUUUUAAUUAGCUCCCUUGAUUCCAAAUCAAGGAUCUGUCAUCUCAUGCCAUGUGGGCCUUACUGUCUGACUCAGAGUAAUGUCACUCCAGGGUACAAGGAAGUCGUUGGUGUGGAUGGCCUGUGCAAUUGUAAUGUAAAGCUGUAACUGUCAAUUACAAUUACAGCUGUUUCAGAGCUCACCUUAAACCAUCAUGCCUGUGGCCUGGGCCCUGAGACUACCUGGCAAAUUGGUGAAACGUGAUUUGGAUUUGAACUUUAAGAUCCCACAGCAACAUUAAGAUUGUGAGAUCCAGUAGCCUAUCUGUCAGAUACAUCUUAUCAGUAACAUAAAUAAGGUUAAGAUAAGACACAACCCUCUUGUCCAUUCAUCCACUCUUGUCUGCUAUAGCCUUGUAGCUAGGUGCAAACUUAUAUUAAUUGACAGAGUGUCCCUUCCUGGUUACCAAGCAGUGGUCACCUGAUUGAAGAAACACAAAUGAGGAUAAGGAUAUAGGCCCUCACCCCCCCACCCCCCACCAUUUAGCAUUAAAGACCUUUUUAUUCUCCCACUCAAGUCUGAGUUCUUUAAGAUCUGGCUCAUUCUUUUGACAAGACCCCCAUACAUGUGGUUCCGGUGAAACUUGCAUGGCUGAACAAACUACUAAGGUAAUAUAAUUAAGUAAUUGCUACAUACUCUUGGGGAUGAGGGUAGGAUGGCAAAGCUCAGAUUCCUUCUGGCUAAAUUAAAUUCUCUACCAGCCUGUGGUUGGA
This is a messenger RNA of Nycticebus coucang (slow loris), 3980 nucleotides long. RefSeq names its product inhibitory synaptic factor family member 2B (gene INSYN2B). Gene Ontology annotation, biological process: inhibitory postsynaptic potential. The coding region runs from base 1073 to 2677 and encodes 534 amino acids. Gene Ontology annotation, cellular component: postsynaptic density. The transcript has 4 exons. Lineage: Eukaryota; Metazoa; Chordata; Mammalia; Primates; Lorisidae. The record is from RefSeq and is a predicted model, not a curated record.